CGCACCUGUGCSGCACCGGUUACGCAGCAAGCAUUCCACGGUUAUAUCGAAUCAACUUCCGAGCAAGUCAGUGCUGCCUCUAGAUAAGAGGAAUCYCAGGGAUUGGUCGAAAAAUCACAAGGAACCACGGUCCAAAAAUGUGUGGCUCUACAACGUCAAAACGCCAACGAUCCUCCUCUCGUCUUCGAAGGAAACAACAGAAUCCAUCGGUUUCGCUGCAACCGCAUUGGAAUUCCUCGUCGUUGCUAUCGUGUGUUAUCCUUCUGUCCCUUUCCUUGAGGGUAUUGACAGCGCACGGUUUCCCUUUGAGAUCCUCGUUCAUUGCAACCAAAUCCGCAGCAUUAUUACACCCCAAGYUUCAAUCUGGUAAGAAAUCCCCUCUAGUUUCACUGCCGACCAUCACCAAUACUGRUAACUCGAGGUUGGCGACGCGCUGUCGGGCCCAGAACAGCAAUGAUGAAACACGGAGCAAAAAUCCAAAACUAAAGUUCAAACAUACACUGGCUAUUUUGACCAUGCCCUAUACCUCCACCGACAAGAUCGCAAACGAGGCAAUUUUGGAUCAGGCCAUUCAACACACCAGGAAACUCAGUGUCGUGCUGCGGUGCCAGGMAAACGACCGCAAUGCACCGUCUCUGGCGCGGUUGCGGAGAUACGUGGGGGAAGUCUACUCUACUUUGUGGGAUGCUGUAGCGCUCACCGACAACCAGGACGACGGGACAAUCUACGAUGGCGACGACGACGGUGGCGAUUUCUGCGACGUGGUAGUAUAUCCGCAGAAUCUUCCGAAUGCCGCACCGGAAUCGUGGAUCAACGACAUUGCCGAAGAUCUCGAUUCGGUAAUCAGCCACGAUUCAAUAUGCGGUUGGGUCUCCUCCUCGGCCAUGGGCCGGGGCAAACAAUUUCAGUUCAGCGAGGGAAUGGGUUCCGGGGGAUUGGAUGCACACGUUUCGGCGAUCAAUGCGGAUCGAGAGGAUCGGAACCUUUCGCCUGUGGUUGCCAUCCACGUCGAUCCAUGGCCGAAGGGAGCACUGAAGGAAUGGCAAGCCGAGAACAGCGUUGUGUUCCUGGACGAUGAUAGCACCGAGGACGAAGACACCGCGCGUGGCGAGAACCUGCAUCCGAACGGGGACGAAGACGACGAAACCAGCUUUGGUGGCAUGAUUGGUGGAGCACGCAUACCCUCGGGGAGUCUCUUUCAAAAGGUAGCGGUAGCCGGCACCUUUGAUGGGAUGCACUACGGGCACCGCAAAUUGCUAACACUGGCSAUUUCGUCGGUCAGUCCGCUGAGUGGCGAGCUGUUGAUAGGGGUGACGGUGGACGAGAUGCUCAAACAUAAAUCCUUCAGCGAAGACAUCCCCAACCUGRAGGAACGCAUGGCGGGGGUCCGUGAUUUUGUGUACCGCCUYGCACCGGGAAUCAAGAACCGGGUGCGGUUCAUACCGAUUGCCAACGAAUACGGUCCCCCGGGCACCGCCGAAGAAGGUCCGAACUUUGAUGCGUUGGUGCUGAGCCACGAGACCCUGGAAAACGGGCACAAGCUGAACGAGCACCGAACCCAGACGCUGGGUCUGGAACCCCUGACCUUGCUGUGCACGCGUCGGACCGAACCACACGGGAUGAGCAGCACGGCGUUGCGACGCCGGCGCAGGGAGCGGAUACUGCGACGAGAGAAGGCGGCGCAGCGGUCGGCGUAGUCGGUUGUGCAGCGAACUAUGGUCCCGGCGACACAUUCCUGCAAAAGCAAACAACUCCACUAAAUGCACAAAAAAA
Messenger RNA from Pseudo-nitzschia multistriata, 1773 nucleotides. The record is from the annotation of a GenBank genome assembly. NCBI's taxonomy places the organism in Eukaryota, Bacillariophyta, Bacillariophyceae, Bacillariales, Bacillariaceae.